GGCGGAUGAUUCACUACGGUCACUACCCGCCUGGAUCUCGAACUGCGCGUAUUCCCGCGUCACUAGUUGCUCCCCACAUUGAUUCCUCUUUCUCUCUCUCUCUCUGCAGUACAGAGACUCCCCGCCUCGAGAAGUGAAAGAGUCCGACGGCGAGCGCAUUCCUGCUUUGGCAGAGCGCCGCGAACAGUUUCGUUCUUUUGGAUUUCUUCGAUCGAGUGAAACCGCAGAUUUCUCUCAAAACUACUGCAGUCGAGGAGGAUUUUUUGUUUCAUUUGUGUUGAAGUGAGAUACGACUUUUGUGAAUAACCAAAUGGUUGUGCUCGAAGAGGGCAGUAUGCUGACCACCGGACACAAUCAGUACCUGCAACCGGAUUACCUCUCUCCGCUUCCAACCACGUUGGAUGCGAAGAAGAGUCCACUGGCUCUCUUAGCCCAGACCUGCAGCCAGAUCGGCGCGGACUCGCCAACGAAGCCCUUGAUCACGCCGAUGGACAAAUCGUCGAAAGGCUCGUCCGCGCGCUCGCCGCCGGCAGCCAAGCUCGAGCGGACUCGCAGCAGCCCGUCCGACGGCAGCCACAACAACAACAACAAUAACCAUAAAUCCUCGGCAAACUUAGCCUUUAAACCAUACGAGACAAAUGUUGUGUCGACGAAACGCUCGUCCAGCGGCAGCAGCGAGGAGCAGCUCUCGAGGCCCGCCUCCAAGGCCAGCAGUGUGCACAGUGCAAGUGGCAACAGUGGCCCCGACAGUGCUAAUAACAGUGCCAGUGGUGACGGCUCCGAGAGCUCAAGCUCGCACAAAAAGUCACGCUCGACCCCGCUUGGUCGCAAGUCCGCCUCGCCGGCCACGAGCCAGCAGCAGGCCAGCGCGACCAGCAACAGGAGCAGCCCCAGCAGCGCAGACCGCAAGACCCCGGCCGACCGCGACAAGUCCAGCGCGUCGCCCAGGAACAGUAGCAGCGGUGCCAGCCCCGUCAUCCGCUCGGGCAUGGAAAUCCUCUCCGGGCAGGCGGGCAAAGACGCCGCGGCCGCUGCUAACUUGCAGAACAUGUACAAGGCCGCGGCCUUCGGAGCGGCCAAUCCGCUCUGCUGUCCGCCGGGCCUCGCGGAGAAUCCGGCCUUCCGACCCCCCUUCGCCGGCGCUUCGCCGUUUGCAUCGCACCACCACGCGGCCGCGGCCGCGCUCCUUGGCUACCCCGGAGCCGGCGGCUCGCCGAACAGCAACCCGUACCUCAGCUACAUGCGCGUGAAGACUCCGUCGGGCGGCGAGACCCUCGUGCCCGUCUGCAAGGACCCCUACUGCCAGGGCUGCCAGUACAGCAUGCAGAGCGCGCAGAUGAUGAUGGCCGCGGCCGCGGCAGCGAACAGCGGCGCCAGUCCAUCCGGCGCCUGCCCCAGCGGCUGCACGCAGUGCGACCACCAGAAGUACAGCCUCAUGGCCCUGGGCUCGCUGGGCCCGAUGCCGCCGCCGUCGCUCGCUGGCUACCCCUCGUCUCUCGGUGGUCCCGGAGCAGCCGCCGCAGCAGCCGCCGCCGGAAGGCCCCACGUCUGCAACUGGGUCGGCGGUGACUCCUACUGCGGCAAGCGCUUCGCCACCUCGGAGGAGCUCCUGCAGCACCUGCGCAGCCACACGAACAUCGCCAACGGCGCGGACGCCGCUGCCUUGCUCGCCGCCGGCCAGCACUCGCAUCAGCUGCUCUCCUCGACGGCCGCACUCCACAGGGCCGCCGCGGCAGCCGCCGGCAGCUAUCCCGCGCCGUCACUGAGCCCGCUCAGCGCGCGCUACCACCCGUACGGCAAGCCGCCGACGGGCCCGAUGGCAGCCUCGCUCGCCGCUUCGCCCUACAGCGCCUUCAACGCACUCGGAGGCCCGUACUACUCGCCCUACACCAUCUACGGGCAGAGGAUCGGCGCCGCCGUACACCCCUAAGUGCUUACACCGCGACUUGAAUCUGUGUACCAAGUUCUUGAAGCGCACGACCGGGAGGAAGUGUGCUCGGCAACCUGAAGAGAGAAGCGCGCCGCACCGCGACACGGCUCGGCUCUUCGCGACAGGGAUUUGUGCUCUGUGACAACGCGUCGCUCGCGAAGAGCGAGGGAAGGAAGACGUUUCUUUCGUCGCCGAUGUGCCCGCGUGUGUGCAGUGCGUCACGUACGAGAGAGAGAGAGAGAGAGAGAGAGAGAGAGAGAGAGAGAGAGAGCCACGACUGCUCUAUUUGACGAAACUCGUAUCUUCUCUCGGCGGAGAGGAAUACUCUUUGUCCAUAAAUGUAACUGUGAUAUUGUACUGUUCUCUCGGAGUUAUGUAGGCAAGCCGUUGGAGCGUAGGAGAGUCUUUUACGAUUUCGUUUCUCUUCUUCGUUCGUUUGUUAGUUGGAAAAGGAAAGUGAAAAAAUUACGACGCGCCGUCGUACACGUUUAUAUUUAUAUCGUCUUAUUUAUUUAUGUACGCGAUUCUCGUCGGCCGAGGCGAGAAUUUAUCGUUUAACGAAGAAGGAGAAGCGGAUGAGCGAAAAAAAAUUGUAUAAAAUUGCGAUACUAUGUUAUAUAAUGUGCGUAGCGAUGACUUUUCGUUCUGGACUAUCGAGUAUUUCCUCGGAAGAAUCCGGUUUCGCGCGCGACGCUGCUGUACAUAAAAAUGUUUCGUUACAAACUUAUAUUCGAGGCUCGAUGAGAUGCGAUAUAAUCGGGUGUCGAGCGAGCGAGAUAAAGUAUGUUCGCCUCAUCUAACUGUGCGCCAGGCUCGUCGUCGAUCGCGGGCAUGCACUGCGAGAUAAUUUAAUAUUACACGUAUAUAAUUAUGUCAUGAGCACUGUAUAUACGACCUGUAAAUAUCGUUGAGUUUCCAUACCGCUUUAAUAAACACGUUUGUAGAAUCACAAA
Molecule: messenger RNA, 2883 nt
Organism: Nasonia vitripennis (jewel wasp)
Lineage: Eukaryota; Metazoa; Arthropoda; Insecta; Hymenoptera; Pteromalidae
Gene: noc
Product: zinc finger protein Noc
Exons: 2
Coding region: 311-1930 (539 amino acids)
Biological process (GO): negative regulation of DNA-templated transcription
Cellular component (GO): nucleus
Source: RefSeq, a predicted model, not a curated record